Messenger RNA from Caenorhabditis sp. 36 PRJEB53466, 867 nucleotides. The record is from the annotation of a GenBank genome assembly. Lineage: Eukaryota; Metazoa; Nematoda; Chromadorea; Rhabditida; Rhabditidae.
AUGCACUUCUCAUCUCUGAUCCUUCUCGCCUCCGUCGGCUCCUCGGCGGCCACGUUCUUCAACGGCGGCUGCGGGUGCCAGCCGCCCCCAAUCUGCCUGCCGCCGCCCCCGCCGAUGUGCUUCACGACGAUCCAAUUGCCGCCGAUCCAGGUGCCAGUCAUCCCUUUGCCACGUAUUGAACUGCCCCAACCGUGUUGUCCGACGUGUGCGUGCGGCAGAAAGAAGAGAGGCAAGAAAAAGGGUAUCGGCAUGAAAAUGACGAGCGAAUGAAUACUUUCAGAGGUUGACACGGGAGUCGCAGAGGAAACGGUCAGCACGAAGGACGUCUCCUGCAACGACGACGCGCUUCUCGCCAUUAUGAAAAAGGUUCGUGGGGCAUUUUUGGAAAUGUACAGUAGUGACUCAAAGUGAUCAUGCUAACGUACGUGCCUGAUCCUGUGAUCCCCUGAAACGCAGCUAAGAUGCGUGACAUCAUCAGCACCUGUUCCCUCCGAUAUCAUCGGUCAUAAGCCCGUUCCGUCUCUUUGCGCCGUCGAAUUAUUAUCGUCAUCUUCUUUUUCGUUGUUCUUUUCCCGUAUUGCGUAGACUGCCAAGACAGGAAUCCCGAGAAAAGAUAAAAAGAGAAAGAGGGAUGAAAAAGAAGAAGGCGUCACUGAUCACAUGACUAAAAGGCUUCUAUUUCAGGAGAUGAUCACUGGCGAGUCGUCGGCCGUCAAGAUCGCCCUCGUGGAGGCUGCCGAGCAAGAACUCGGAGGAAGAUUCACAGUCGUGUGCUCGCAGGGAGCCUUCUCUUUCGUCACCUCGACCACCAACUACUGCUUGCACUCGCAGGGAGGACUCAAUUGUUACUUGUUCAAGACACAGUAA